Cordyceps militaris CM01 is the source of this 267-nucleotide messenger RNA. RefSeq lists its product as uncharacterized. Bases 1 to 267 code for a protein of 88 amino acids. The record is from RefSeq and is a predicted model, not a curated record. Lineage: Eukaryota; Fungi; Ascomycota; Sordariomycetes; Hypocreales; Cordycipitaceae. The transcript has a single exon.
AUGGGUGCCGAGCUGUCGUCGACUUUCCAGCCAGACCUGUCCAAGGUCGUCCUCAGCCCACAGGAUCGAGUCGCCGACAUUCUCAUGGCCGUGCUCUGGGCCGGCUCGCUCUACGCCAUCCUCAUGAUCUGGACGACCUGUGCGCUCAUUGAUCGAUGGAGGGGCCCGAGCGACAAGAUACGGACGGGGCCCGGGUCUGUCUUUGCAGCCUUGGUGCUCUCCACUGCGUGGCCCGUCGUCAUGUUGUACAUUCUGGUCAACAGUUGA